This is a messenger RNA of Ziziphus jujuba (common jujube), 2626 nucleotides long. RefSeq lists its product as uncharacterized. The transcript is spliced from 3 exons. Bases 335 to 2413 code for a protein of 692 amino acids. Lineage: Eukaryota; Viridiplantae; Streptophyta; Magnoliopsida; Rosales; Rhamnaceae. The record is from RefSeq and is a predicted model, not a curated record.
UGAUACAUCAAAAAAAAAAUACAAAGCCAGGUAACCCUACCCUUUUUUUUUUUGACCUUUUGAGCCUCUUUGUCCAUGGUGAAGAUCAAAAACCACUUGUAGCUCUUCUCAGUGAACUUUUUUGCUCAAAAACCAUAAACACCAAAAAAGAAAAUAACACAUACCCACAAACCAAAGCUAAAAGAACCCAAAAACCCAGAAAGAGAAACUUAAAAAAAUAAAAUAAAAUAAAAUUAAAAUUAAAAAAAAAAGUGAUGACAGAGAAAGAAGCACUUGGGGGUGGAAGAAAGUCUAGAGAGAGAGAGAAUUGAAGUUAAAGAGAGAGAAAAAAAAAAUGAAAAAGGAAGGAGAAAGUGGGGAAGGGGGAGCAGAAAAGGAGGAAAAUUUGGGAGAAAAGUUGAGAAGAGGGCUAUUGGUAGGGAAAAGAGGGGGCCCUAGUACUCCAGUAGUGUCCUCAUGGAGAGCCAUCAUUAAUAAACACCACCACCACCCUCUUCAACCUUCUUCUUCUUCUACCAUUCCUACUAAUAAUAGUACUGUUUCUCUUGUCUCUGCUAGAAAGCUUGGAGCCUCUCUUUGGGAGUUCCAACACUACCUACCUUUUCCUAAAAUGCACAGAGGACCUCACAGUAAUGGUGCUGCUGCCGCUGCUGCUGGUCCUCCUCCCUCUAGGCUUCGCCACCUCCAUCAUCAUAACCAUCAUCACCUUCACAAGGACAAAGGCCUUGACCUUUCUAACUUUCUUGCUGAUAAUUCCCCCAGUUCUCCUGAGCAGCCAGCAAGCGCAAGCAGUUUGAGGAGGCAUGUUGCUGCAUCGUUGAUGCAACAUCAUCGAACACUUGAAAGGAACAAUCAUCAUGCAUUGCAGCCUGUAUCUCCUGCAAGUUAUGGCAGUUCCAUGGAGGUGGCACCAUACAAUCCUGCAGUCACUCCUACAAGUUCUCUAGACUUUAAGGGAAGGAUUGGUGAAUCACAUUAUAGCCUUAAAACAUCUACUGAACUGCUAAAAGUAUUAAAUAGGAUCUGGAGCUUGGAAGAACAGCAUGUAUCCAGUGUUUCAAUAAUAAAAGCAUUGAGAACAGAGCUGGAUCAUACCCGUUUGAAGAUCAAAGAGUUGCUUCGAGAACGACAAUCUGAUCGGCAUGAGAUAGAUGAGUUGAUGAAGCACCUAGCUGAAGAUAAACUGGUUAGGAAAAGUAAAGAACAAGAACGAAUUCAUACUGCAGUUCAGUCUGUGAGGGAUGAGCUAGAAGAUGAGAGGAAGUUAAGAAAACGCUCAGAAAGCUUACACAGGAAAUUAGCUCGGGAGCUUUCUGAGGUGAAAUCUACUCUUUCUGGUGUUGUGAAGGACCUGGAGAGAGAGAGAAGAUCAAGGAAGUUGUUGGAAGACCUCUGUGAUGAAUUUGCAAAGGGGAUAAAAGACUAUGAACAGGAGGUGCAUGCUCUGAAACAGAAAACUGACAAGGAUUGGGCUGGAAAUGAUGAACGUGAUCGAUUGAUUCUCCAUGUAUCUGAAUCAUGGCUUGACGAACGGAUGCAGAUGCAACUGGAAGAUGCCCAGUCUGGUUUUACUGAAAAGAACUCAAUAGUUGACAAAUUACGGCUGGAAAUAGAGACCUUCCUUCGAGCUAAACACAUGGACACUUCUAAGAGGAUUGAAAAUCUAUUGCCAAGAGAACGCAGAAAUUCACUGGAAUCUGUUCCUCUGAAUGAAGUUGUGAGUGCUCCUCAAGAUGUUGGUGAUGAAGAAGAUUCUUUAGGCAGUGGUUCACAUUGCUUUGAGCUUCACAAACCAAGCAACACUGACUUUAAAUCACAUGGCGAUGAAGCUGUGGAUGGUUAUGUUGAUGAAGCAAUGAAAUUGAAUAAUGCCAGGAAGAAACCUGAGGCUCGUGAAAGGAUAAAAGGGCGUUCUCCUUCCAGCUUGCAAGUUAAGUUUGAAGAAAAGAUGGCUUGGGCCAUGUCAUGUAACGGAGCUAAGAAUUCCCAGUCAGUAAACGCAGAGCAGGGGAAAAAUGAAGAAGGGAAACCAGCUGACAAAUCCAUAAAGUCUGAACAAUGUGAAGUUACUGAAGAUGGAAAUUAUGCAAAUCGGAACAAACAUGAUGAAACUUCUGGGAUGAAUUUAAGUUACACAGUUGAUAACCUUUUAAGAAGCCAAUAUAGGCCUUCAGAUGGCGGGAAUAUGCAUUUUGAAAACAAUAACUGUGAGGCUUCCUGCAGUAACACUGGAUGGAGGAAUCAGGCAAGUCCGGUAAGACAAUGGAUGGAAAAACUCACAUCCACAGAUCUUGACCUACCCGAGUCAUCUUCCAAAUUGCCUGUAAAGGAGAACACUUUGAAGGCAAAACUUCUUGAAGCAAGGACAAAAGGGCAGCGAUCACGUUCAAAAGCUCACAAAGGACCCUCUUAGACUUUUAUCAUGUGAAUAUAACAGCUCUGUGCUGUAACAGUAGCUCUGCAUCCUCCUCUUUUUAAUUUUGUCAAGUCUGUAUAUGAAUGGAAUUUUCUUACAUAGAUAUACAAAACAAAGAGAUCCAAGACCAACUACAGUUUUUUAAGUUAUUGCCCAUGUAGAUUCUUUUCAGGCUAUAUGUUUAAUAAGGAAUACCUCUUAAUUGUUGCA